Messenger RNA from Linnemannia hyalina, 780 nucleotides. The record is from the annotation of a GenBank genome assembly. NCBI's taxonomy places the organism in Eukaryota, Fungi, Mortierellomycota, Mortierellomycetes, Mortierellales, Mortierellaceae.
AUGCGUGUCUUGCGUGACUGUUACUGCCUUACGGAGGACGCGACCAAGAAAGAGAUCAAGACUCAAUUCUACAAACUCUCAAAACUCCAUCACCCUGACAAGAACGCCUCAGAGUCAUCUCGCCUCGAAUUCCUCGCCAUUAACGAGGCAUACUCGACCAUAGGCGACGACCGUCGUAGACGUGACUAUGACCUCACUCUCCGCGACAGGACCGGAUCCCUCUACUCUAAUUCUUCAUCCUCAACAUCAGGUGCACCACUACGCGGAUCACUCAGGAGAACACCCUUCCGACACUCUGCUCAAUCCGCCGCAGCGGCUGCUGCAGCGAGAAAACAUGCAUCCUAUCGAUCAACGUUCGGGAUGGGCGGCGUUAGUGGAGGCAGUGGAGGCGGUGGAGGAGGUGGCGGGGGGCCUGUCCCACAUUUCGAUUCGAAAUCUCACCAGGAGAUGCAUUACGAACAGGAGUUGCGGCAGGAGGAGAGGAGACAGGCUAGGGAGCGCGAGAGUGAGGAUGCGAAAUGGCGCAAGACCUAUGAAGAAUCUGAUAGCGCUACGGGGAAGAUCUUUCGUGUUACGUUUGUCUUUUUGUCGAUUUUGGUUGCUACCUCCUUCAUGAGGGCAUUUGCAGAGGAGAACGAGGAGGAUGAGCAGAACGAGGAUCCAAGAAGGAGGAGGAGUUAUUAUCGCUCUUCAUUGGUCGUGUCACACCGGCAUCACGAUGUCAGCAGUGAUGACGAUAGGAUAUCAUUAGAUCCGUCGUUCAAUUGCGAUCUAGGGUGA